Bombus pyrosoma is the source of this 987-nucleotide messenger RNA. RefSeq lists its product as uncharacterized. Bases 172 to 987 code for a protein of 271 amino acids. Lineage: Eukaryota; Metazoa; Arthropoda; Insecta; Hymenoptera; Apidae. The record is from RefSeq and is a predicted model, not a curated record. Gene Ontology annotation, cellular component: plasma membrane. The transcript has 9 exons.
AACUCUGUGUCGUACAUGGAGCGAUGGGGACAUGGCAACGUGCUUUUACGAUAAUUCAAGAAACACUUUUCAAUCUCUUGAUAUUCUCACUUUCAGCGAUUCUUCUCGUAUCCGUUGAUCCAGAUGGACAUUAGAGAUGCGUAGACGAAGACAAUUAAUGGUGACAAUUCGAUGACAUUUCAUGCAAAACGAUUUGGAAACGUUGGAUUUACUUUAACGAAGAUGGAGGUACAUACUUUUCACAACUUCCCAUUUUCCUGUAUGAGGUUUGAUGGUCCCUCCUUGAUGAUUGUUUUGGCGAUGACUUCUCCUGAAUUGCUGCAUCAUCGAUGGCAACGUCUCCGCAUCUUAUCAUAUUUAGAUAACAAUUCUCAUAUUGACAUCAAAAUGCAGAGAGCGGUGCUACUGCUCUGUUGGCUGCCGCUCCUCAACCACUGCCACGCCGUAAAUCCAGGUUGCUCUUGCGUCGUCUACAGCAGCUCGGACAAACCUCAAGGUGGCACGUUCACAUCCCCUUAUUAUCCCAAACGAUAUCCGUCAAAUAUCGAUUGCCUGCUUUACACGUUUAUCGGUCAACCCGACGAAAUCGUCAAGCUGACGUUUCAUCAUUUCAAUAUCCGUCGUAUUCGAUCCGAACAAACCUGGGUCAACAUUCUAAACUGCGUGGGUGGUGACUUUCUAAAGGUGUUUCUACAUUUAGAGACCAACGGUGUUUCCGAAUACACCCCUUGGACUGGUGUGCUCUGCGGCGAUCUACAUGACAUCCCGCAGGUUCUAUACAGUUCAAGAUCUACGCUUAUUUUAGAGCUUCACACACAGGGACCUCCGUCUAAUGCGACCGGCUUUUUUGGGAAUUUCCAAUUCAUCGACAGACAGUCCGUAGAACCAUACUUUACUGUUAGUUCAACGGUAAAGGUGAUGUUUUAUGUGGAGAUGCCUUGUGUUUUGAACACAAAAAUAGGAAUUAUUAGAGUGGGAAAUGUAUAA